Adineta ricciae is the source of this 231-nucleotide messenger RNA. Lineage: Eukaryota; Metazoa; Rotifera; Eurotatoria; Adinetida; Adinetidae. The record is from the annotation of a GenBank genome assembly.
AUGUCACGAAGCGAUCUGGCGGAUUUAGUACGAUUGGCUACUGAAAUCAGCCAACACACGGAGAGAAAGGCGGCGCUUUGUGCGGCUAUUGCUAGCCGCAUAUCCGCCGGUCUUAGCUAUUCAGAUUUAUCGUGGUAUUUAACUCAGUGUGAGGAAUCACUUAAAUGUGCCAUCGACCAGAAAAAGUUGGUAUUGAAGUACAUGCGUGAGGCACGAAAGGAAAAUCAAUGA